CCUGCCUAACCUUCGCCUUGACAUCGCGCGCGCGACUAGACGAGUUCUCUGUGUCUCAUUCCACAUAGAAAUGGCACAACGAACGCUCAGCAAAGGGACCCUCAAUCUGCGGUUCAUGCAGAACGCCCGCAGGGCACAACAGCUUCCGGCGGUUGAACUCGACAAGGCCGAGAUCAAGGACGAUGCUGAAUGGGAGGUCUCGCAGGAAAUGAAAAAUAAAUGGGGUACCAGCUCAAGCACGACGACAAAAAUGCAAAACGUCACAUAUGAAACAUCUUACCUCCCAUUCCUGUUCCCCCACGCGAGCCAUCAGGACGGCGAACUCGGAGCCGCACUGCAAACCACCGAUAGUCGGAUCAGCAAGCCUAAAGGUCGCCGCAGCUUUAACAGGAAAGGAGAGGAAGUAAACACACAGCAAGAGACGACCGAACCAUCAAAGGAGGCCGUCAAUCUCACGAAGCUUUCUGGAAUAUCUGGAAGCGGCUCUGUCAUGCAGCAACCUAAGCCUGCUCGUCCCCAGUCCAUCUCCGCUGCGAACGCACCAGCGAAAAAGCAUAAGGACCCGACGAAAGAAGCUCGACGCGUUGUUUUCGAUAAUGGUAACGUAGGCUCGGACUUACGAGCGACUUCGCGCGCGAACGGGAACAGCGCUCCGGCCACGGCUGGCGGCUUCAUGAAGCCAGCGGGCGUCGACGGCCCGUCACGGCCUCGCAACCAAGCAGGAUUAGGCGAAGCCGAAGACAAAAAGCCUCCUAGCGGGUUUGUGAAGCCGGCGGGCGUCGACGGCCCGUCGCGCCCAGCAAAGGAUACUGCGGUCGACGAGAAAAAACAGCUUAAAACAGCGCGAAAGAAGACCGCCAAGCGAAACGCUGACGAGGAUGGAGGUAAAAGGUCGUCGAAGAAGGCAAAACUUGCACUCGUCGAGUAGUUGUUUUGUCUUCAUUAACGUUCUUCGUCUGACUUCGUAGUUUGUUACCCCUUGUUCGUUUAUAUGUACCUUACUGCUGAUUGCGCACAUAUCGCACACGACCAUUUUAUCUCACUCCCCCGCUUGCUCACGACCGAGGCCAGUUCCACGGCGUCCCUCCUAAUGAUUGCUCUCAUGUUUGCUGCGUAGGAUCGGUCGCCAAGCUCUCACAGCAGCAUGAGAUAGCUGUACGUUAGACUUCUGUGAACGCGAACGUGUCUCGACGGGAACUAUCUUGCUUUCUUGUCUUCUGCGGGCCCCGGAGCUUACUCGGUCGGCUAUUCCCAGUAACUACCUCGGACAGUGCCUUAGUAUUUUUCCAAGUGUCUCCAGGCUUGAUCGUAAACCUUGUUGCACGC
Coniophora puteana RWD-64-598 SS2 is the source of this 1326-nucleotide messenger RNA. RefSeq lists its product as uncharacterized. The transcript has 5 exons. The record is from RefSeq and is a predicted model, not a curated record. Lineage: Eukaryota; Fungi; Basidiomycota; Agaricomycetes; Boletales; Coniophoraceae. The coding region runs from base 71 to 928 and encodes 285 amino acids.